Rhinopithecus roxellana (golden snub-nosed monkey) is the source of this 3800-nucleotide messenger RNA. It is a transcript of the gene ACTN1, whose product is annotated as actinin alpha 1. Gene Ontology annotation, biological process: actin cytoskeleton organization; muscle cell development. NCBI's taxonomy places the organism in Eukaryota, Metazoa, Chordata, Mammalia, Primates, Cercopithecidae. Gene Ontology annotation, cellular component: cortical actin cytoskeleton; cell projection; stress fiber. The record is from RefSeq and is a predicted model, not a curated record. Gene Ontology annotation, molecular function: actin filament binding; calcium ion binding.
CUGGGGCUCCCGAGCGCCCUGCCACUCAGUCCCCCAGCUCGGGGAGGCGUCUCCCGGCUUCGGUCCCGUUCAGCUUAAGCUGGCGUCACAUGAACCGUGGGGGAAUGGGCACCACGGGAGUGGGCGGGGGUGUGCGCGCUGGGAGGGGGCCGCCCAGUCCACCUAUAUGUGCCGCAGCCUGGCUGACGGAUGCCAGGAAUUCCCAAUGAGAGGCGAUGGGGGGAAGUUUGGGCAACUCGGCCUGGCCAAUGGAGAGCCUCGGGAGGGCUCUGCCCCUUCCCCCCGCCCCCGCCCGCCUCGCCUCCCGCAGCGCAAGUGUGUCCGCCUAGCUCAGUGUGCGUGGAGAUUAGUUAGGUCCAAGCGCCCGCCCAGAGGCAGGCAGUCCGCGAGCUCAGCCGCCGCUCUCGCCGCCAGUAGCAGCCUUCGCCAGCAGCGCCGCGGCGGAACCGGGCGCAGGGGAGCGAGCCCGGCCCCGCCAGCCCAGCCCAGCCCUACUCCCUCCCCACGCCAGGGCAGCCGCCGUUGCUCAGAGAGAAGGUGGAGGAAGAAAUCCAGCCCCUAGCACGCGCGCACCAUCAUGGACCAUUAUGAUUCUCAGCAAACCAACGAUUACAUGCAGCCAGAAGAGGACUGGGACCGGGACCUGCUCCUGGACCCGGCCUGGGAGAAGCAGCAGAGAAAGACAUUCACGGCAUGGUGUAACUCCCACCUCCGGAAGGCGGGGACGCAGAUUGAGAACAUUGAAGAGGACUUCCGGGAUGGCCUGAAGCUCAUGCUGCUGCUGGAGGUCAUCUCAGGUGAACGCUUGGCCAAGCCAGAGCGAGGCAAGAUGAGGGUGCACAAGAUCUCCAACGUCAACAAGGCCCUGGAUUUCAUAGCCAGCAAAGGUGUCAAACUGGUGUCCAUCGGAGCUGAAGAAAUCGUGGAUGGGAAUGUGAAGAUGACCCUGGGCAUGAUCUGGACCAUCAUCCUGCGCUUUGCCAUCCAGGACAUCUCCGUGGAAGAGACUUCAGCCAAGGAAGGGCUGCUCCUGUGGUGUCAGAGAAAGACGGCCCCUUACAAAAACGUCAACAUCCAGAACUUCCACAUAAGUUGGAAGGAUGGCCUCGGUUUCUGUGCCUUGAUCCACCGACACCGGCCUGAGCUGAUUGACUACGGGAAGCUGCGGAAGGAUGAUCCACUCACAAAUCUGAAUACAGCUUUUGACGUGGCAGAGAAGUACCUGGAUAUCCCCAAGAUGCUGGAUGCCGAAGACAUCGUUGGAACUGCCCGACCGGAUGAGAAAGCCAUCAUGACUUACGUGUCUAGCUUCUACCACGCCUUCUCUGGAGCCCAGAAGGCGGAGACAGCAGCCAAUCGCAUCUGCAAGGUGUUGGCCGUCAACCAGGAGAACGAGCAGCUUAUGGAAGACUACGAGAAGCUGGCCAGUGAUCUGUUGGAAUGGAUCCGCCGCACCAUCCCAUGGCUGGAGAACCGGGUGCCCGAGAACACCAUGCAUGCCAUGCAGCAGAAGCUGGAGGACUUCCGGGACUACCGGCGCCUGCACAAGCCGCCCAAGGUGCAGGAGAAGUGCCAGCUGGAGAUCAACUUCAACACACUGCAGACCAAGCUGCGGCUCAGCAACCGGCCCGCCUUCAUGCCCUCCGAGGGCAGGAUGGUCUCGGACAUCAACAAUGCCUGGGGCUGCCUGGAGCAGGUGGAGAAGGGCUAUGAGGAGUGGUUGCUGAACGAGAUCCGGAGGCUGGAGCGGCUGGACCACCUGGCAGAGAAGUUCCGGCAGAAGGCCUCCAUCCACGAGGCCUGGACUGACGGCAAAGAGGCCAUGCUGCGACAGAAGGACUAUGAGACAGCCACCCUCUCGGAGAUCAAGGCCCUGCUGAAGAAGCAUGAGGCCUUCGAGAGUGACCUGGCUGCCCACCAGGACCGUGUGGAGCAGAUUGCCGCCAUCGCACAGGAACUCAAUGAGCUGGACUAUUAUGACUCACCCAGUGUCAACGCCCGUUGCCAAAAGAUCUGUGACCAGUGGGACAAUCUGGGGGCCCUAACUCAGAAGCGAAGGGAAGCUCUGGAGCGGACCGAGAAACUGCUGGAGACCAUUGACCAGCUGUACUUGGAGUAUGCCAAGCGGGCCGCACCCUUCAACAACUGGAUGGAGGGGGCCAUGGAGGAUCUGCAGGACACCUUCAUUGUGCACACCAUUGAGGAGAUCCAGGGACUGACCACAGCCCAUGAGCAAUUCAAGGCCACCCUCCCUGAUGCUGAUAAGGAGCGUCUGGCUAUCCUGGGCAUCCACAACGAGGUGUCCAAGAUUGUCCAGACCUACCACGUCAAUAUGGCGGGCACCAACCCCUACACAACCAUCACGCCUCAGGAGAUCAAUGGCAAAUGGGACCACGUGCGGCAGCUGGUGCCUCGGAGGGACCAAGCUCUGACGGAGGAGCACGCCCGACAGCAGCACAAUGAGAGGCUACGCAAGCAGUUUGGGGCCCAGGCCAAUGUCAUCGGGCCCUGGAUCCAGACCAAGAUGGAGGAGAUCGGGAGGAUCUCCAUUGAGAUGCACGGGACCCUGGAGGACCAGCUCAGCCACCUGCGGCAGUAUGAGAAGAGCAUUGUCAACUACAAGCCAAAGAUUGAUCAGCUGGAGGGCGACCACCAGCUCAUCCAGGAGGCGCUCAUCUUCGACAACAAGCACACCAACUACACCAUGGAGCACAUCCGUGUGGGCUGGGAGCAGCUGCUCACCACCAUUGCCAGGACCAUCAACGAGGUGGAGAACCAGAUCCUGACCCGGGAUGCCAAGGGCAUCAGCCAGGAGCAGAUGAAUGAGUUCCGGGCCUCCUUCAACCACUUUGACCGGAAGAAGACAGGCAUGAUGGACACGGAUGAUUUCCGCGCCUGCCUGAUCUCCAUGGGUUACAACAUGGGAGAAGCAGAAUUUGCCCGCAUCAUGAGCAUUGUGGACCCCAACCGCCUGGGGGUAGUGACAUUCCAGGCCUUCAUUGACUUCAUGUCCCGCGAGACAGCCGACACAGAUACAGCAGACCAAGUCAUGGCUUCCUUCAAGAUCCUGGCCGGGGACAAGAACUACAUUACCGUGGACGAGCUGCGCCGUGAGCUGCCGCCUGACCAGGCCGAGUACUGCAUCGCGCGGAUGGCCCCCUACACCGGCCCCGACUCCGUGCCAGGUGCUCUGGACUACAUGUCCUUCUCCACGGCACUGUACGGCGAGAGUGACCUCUAAUCCACCCUGCCCGGCCGCCCUCGUCCCGUGCGCCGUGCCCUGCCUUGCACCUCCGCCGUCGCCCAUCUCCUGCCUAGGUUUGGUUUCAGCUCCCAGCCUCCACCGGGGCGAGCUGGGGCCCACGUGGCAUCGAGCCUCCCUGCCCGCGAAGUGACAGUUUACAAAAUUAUUUUCUGCAAAAAAGAAAAAAAAAAGUUACGUUAAAAACCAAAAAACUACAUAUUUUAUUAUAGAAAAAGUAUUUUUUUCUCCACCAAAUGGAAAAAAAAGAGGAAAGAUUAACUAUUUGCACCAAAUUGUCUUGUUUUGUUGUGACAUAGGAAAAUAACCAAGCACAAAGUUAUAUUCCAUCCUUUUUACUGAUUUUUUUUCUUCUUCUAUCUGUUCCAUCUGCUGUAUUCAUUUCUCCAAAUCUCAUGUCCACUUUGGUGUGGGAGUCGGGGUAGGGGGUACUCUUGUCAAAAGGCACAUUGGUGCAUGUGUGUUUGCUAGCUCACUUGUCCAUGAAAAUAUUUUAUGAUAUUAAAGAAAAUCUUUUGAAAUGGCUGUUUUUUAAGGA